AUGCCCGACUCUUCAAACUUACCAACCCAACGUUCGGUGGACUCGGUAAGCAGUGUAGACUUUAGCACCAAGAGCACCGAGGCGAAAAUAACCUCGUACAUGUGGUACAUCCACGUGCUGGUGCGAGUGAACACAGAGGACCGCCUGAGGGGCAACCUCGCCCCCUUUCUGGGUCAAGAAACAAUAACAACAACCGCCGCCGCCGCCGCCUCACCUCCUUAUUCGCCCUCACUCGAUCUCGGCGACAUUACCAGCGGCGGUGGCGGCGGCAGUGCGCUUGGCCACGAGGGCGACGGAUCACGCGCUGCGAACAAGAUGGACGACCUCACCGAUUACCUGAUCCUGCGGUACUUCUCGCGUGUGAUUCUGGAGGAGCUCGUUGACACGGCGCCAGUCAAAGAGCACACGGACGGCUACGCCCAGGUGCUGUCGGGCAUCCCCACGCACUUCCGCGAGGAGUUCUGCCGCCGGCUGUACAGCCUGCUUUUCAGCAAGCGCAUCGUGGAGUGGCCGUCAGGGAUCGACGUGCCGGAGCCGGCCCCAGAGAUAGCUGCUUCUGCUACAGCCUCGGCAGGUACUGACCCUGAAGCGGCCCCAGGUGACAACAAAUCUGACACAAGCCGCGUCCGCAUCAAGGAGGAGGAGCAGGAGGAGGAAGACUCAGAGGGCAUUGAGCCAUGGCCUACGACUGAGGAUGAGAACAUGUCCGACGACGACCAAUACCAUGUCGAAGACGAGAGGCGAUCGAGCCCCGGCUAUCAGUCCAGGUAUCGCUCCGCCAGCCCCUGGCCCGACACGCCAUCACUCGGGUACAGCCCAGGGCUGGCGAGGGCUGCCUACUUCGGGACGGCCAGCUCGCCUCUGCCGAUGAACUAUUUCAGCAAUUGGCGACUCAGCAGGAACGGGUACGGGCCCGCCCGAGACGCAUACGCAUACGCAGGUGCAGGUGCAGGUGCAGGCCGCGGCGAGGGCCUGCUGCCACCAUCGCGGGACGCGAACCAGCAUCAUCAGCAGCCUGUGCCUCCACAUACCACGCCUCAGGAUCGACCGGUCUCGCUGGUGGACUCGGGACGUGGCCAGCCCCAGAGCCACAGCCAGCAGCAACAGGUCAGCCACACCGGCUCGUACUGUCCCUGCUGUGUAAGGGAGGCUUGGUGGGACGGCGAGGGAGCACAACGAUAA
Diaporthe amygdali is the source of this 1182-nucleotide messenger RNA. RefSeq lists its product as uncharacterized. The record is from RefSeq and is a predicted model, not a curated record. The transcript has a single exon. Lineage: Eukaryota; Fungi; Ascomycota; Sordariomycetes; Diaporthales; Diaporthaceae. Bases 1 to 1182 code for a protein of 393 amino acids.